GCACCUAUAUAGAUGCUACAAGUAGUGUAAAUCUCAAGACAAGUAGGAAUCUGAAGCCAUAAAUUGCCAACACUACCAGAGAUGACAAUAGCAUUGUCCCAAUUCUCCCCUCUAAAGUAUAUGCAAAACUCAGUGGGAACACAGGACAUGGCGUAGUGCUGAGUUCACAAAAGAUAACAAACACUUCUCCAAAUAAUAUUCAGCUCCCACUUCCUAGUUCCUAUCUCUUGCACUCAAUCAAUCACUCACUUUCUUUGUCCUUAUUUAAGGCCAAACACUUCUCCCUUCACCACAAAACUAUUCUCUACUAUGACCUUCACCAGGGAGGAAUAUGAAGUUGAUGAUCAUGUUCAUGUAGAUGGUGGAUCAGAAUCACACAACAUUGCCAACCAUGAAAUUGUGACCCCUGAAGGUGAUGAUGAUCAUGAGAAGAAUAACUUGGGAGGAGAAUGGUUGAGUUUAGGCCUCAAAGGUGACAUGCCUUUUGAAGCAGCAGAACAAAACAACAAGGCUAACCAUGAUUCACAAUCAUCAAAGCCUCUCCACAACAAGGUGUUCUCAUGCAACUUCUGCAUGAGAAAGUUUUACAGUUCACAAGCCUUGGGGGGUCACCAGAAUGCACACAAGAGGGAAGGAGAAGCAGCAAGAAGCUACCAAUCUCAUAGGAUGAUGACAACAUCAUCAUCAAUGGGGCUUGCAUACUCUUCUUUGGCAUCUAGGUCACUAGGAAUUCAGCCUCACUCUCUUGUGCAUAAGCCAAGUAGAGAAAGAUCUGCUAUGGUGGCCAAAUUCAGUGAUGCCAAUAGUUAUGGGAUUGGCGUGACAUCAUGGACACCCUUUAUGGUUGAACAAGCUAUGGAUUUCUAUUGGCCAGGUAGCUUCCGGUUGGACUUGCCAAAGCAAGAAUCUGAUGUUAAGAAGAUUGACUUGGAUCUUAGGCUCUGAUCGAUGCAUUUGAUCCAAUUAACUUAUUCAGAGUCCUGAUUCUGAUUUACACUACUACUGCUUUCUACUUGAUUUCCCUAUGCUAUAUUAUGUCAAUUGUGCUAAUAAGAUGUCAAGGGUAAUACUAUGGUAAUUCUGAAGUUGUAUUAA
Cajanus cajan (pigeon pea) is the source of this 1095-nucleotide messenger RNA. RefSeq names its product zinc finger protein 7. The record is from RefSeq and is a predicted model, not a curated record. Lineage: Eukaryota; Viridiplantae; Streptophyta; Magnoliopsida; Fabales; Fabaceae.